ACACACACACACACAGACAUCAGACACACACACACAGCGUGUCCUCAGACGGUCACAAACUCUUCAGGAGCUGAAGGUCGUUUCGUUCAGAAUGCAGCUCUUCAUCCUGCUCUUCCUCCUGUCCCGCGUUGCCGUGGUUACGGCGGUGACCGGUUGCCUCUCUGACCGGGACAAGGAUCACCGGCCGAGGGAGAACUGCACGGCGGCCGGCUUCACUGACCUCCCGUCAGGAUUUGACCCCUCGACCAAGGUUUUGUUGUUUCCCAACAACCAGUUCUCCGGUCUGUCCUGGUCCUCCUUCCAGUUCUUUGUGGAGCUCUAUGAGAUCGACCUCACGGGCAACCAGGUUCCAGAAGUGACCCCCAGCGGCUCUCCGAUCCUGCCCAGCCUCAGUGUUCUCCGACUGGUGUCGAACCGUCUUACGUCCCUCCCUGACGACUCCUUCACCGCCUGUCCAGGUCUGACUGAACUCCACCUGGACAACAACGCCAUAGGCUCUCUGACUGACAGCACCUUCUCUGGACUCAGCAAGCUGGAGAUCCUGGAUUUGUCAUCCAAUCACAUCAAGGUGCUUCCCGAGCUGAUGCUCCACCCCCUCUCUGCCAUAGAGACCCUGUACCUGGAGAACAACAAGAUCAACGUGAUGCCAGAUAAUUGGUUCAGCAAGAAGGAGGAGGUGCCGUACCUCUACCUCUCAGCCAAUCCCUGGGCCUGCUCCUGCUCCCUUGAUUACUUACGCACGUACCUUAACAACUACGACUACAACGUGUACACCCGGGAUGGUCCGAUCAUCAACAAUGAUGCAGAGAGUGUGGUGUGUGACUCUCCACCGAGGCAUAAGGGUAGUCCUGUACUGGAUCUGAAGGAAUCUGAUCUGUGUCAGCCAGAACCUGGUCCAGCCGGAGACUUCUACCAGCCAAUGACUACCAUGUCCAGCCGGAGACUACCAACAACUCCUGACGGUCCCUACAAGACAAGUGCUGCGAUACAUACGCCAACUGCUUCUCUUCCCACUACUACUCCUCCUGCUACUACUCCUACUACUACUACUCCUCCUGCUACUACUACUCCUGCUACUACUCCUACUACUACUACUCCUCCUGCUACUACUACUACUACUCCUCCUGUUACUGCAACUACUACUACUACUCCUUCCUUCACCAGAGUGGUUGAAUGGUCCGAUUAUUCCGGGGCGGUGGCGAGAGGUGAGGCGACUCGUUCCUCUCUUCACACUGAAAGUCCGGUUAACCUGACCGGCACGGUCCCGUCAUGGGCGAUCGGUGAGCCGGGCAGCUCGCGGCGUGGUGACGUUGGCGCCGGAGGUGGCGCCGCGUUCUGUUUGUGGCUUUGGGCCGGCUGUGUUCUGCUGUGCGUGGCGUCUGCGGCCUGUACACUCCUAACUCUGGCCUAUCUACUCAGCUGGUACUGGAGGGUGUACAAGCCACUGAGCGCCAUGCUGGCAAGGAGGCGGCGAGGAGGUGAGGGAGUGAAGAUGUUAACCUACAACAGGACGGAAGGGAAGGAGGUGGCAGGAGGAGCAGUGGUGCCGCUGUAUCGCUCUGUUCUGUUCAUCCACAGAGAGGGAGGGGAAGCUAAGGAGGAGGAGGAGGUAGGGAAGGAAGCUGAGGAAGCAGGAGGCAAAGCAAAGGUGCCGACAGGAGGAGGAGGAGAAAGAGGAGGGAGGGAGGAGAGAGGAGUGUACAGGAAGACACUGUACCGCCUCAAGAAGACAAACCGACCACACUUCCUCAACAAGAAGACUCCACCUCCCAUGAUGCCGUGA
Messenger RNA from Larimichthys crocea (large yellow croaker), 1783 nucleotides. RefSeq names its product glycoprotein Ib platelet subunit alpha (gene gp1ba). The record is from RefSeq and is a predicted model, not a curated record. Bases 92 to 1783 code for a protein of 563 amino acids. Gene Ontology annotation, molecular function: protein binding. Gene Ontology annotation, cellular component: plasma membrane. The transcript has 8 exons. Lineage: Eukaryota; Metazoa; Chordata; Actinopteri; Sciaenidae.